AGGAAGGGGAAGAUGAGGAGGAAGAGGAGAUGGAUGUGGAUACUGGCAAGAAGCUGCCCAAGCGCUAUGCCAAUCAGGCUUGGUGCUCAGGGAGGAACCGUGCCUCGGUCUCACCCCUGCGACAUGCUGUGUUCAAAGGGAGGACAGGUGGAGCUGAUGCUCUCUGAAUGGCUGGUCGAUGUCCCCUUGGAUCUGGAGCAGGAGUGGGUUGUAGUGGUGUGUCCCAUAGGGAAAAGGGCGCUGGUUGUGGCCUCCAGGGGCAUGACAGCAGCUUACACCAAGAGUGGCUUCUGUGUCAACAGGUUCCCAUCCCUGCUGCCAGGGGGGAACCGGCACAAUUCAACGAGCGAGAAAGUGUACUGCAUCUUGGACUGCAUCUACAACGAGGCAAAGCAGACAUACUAUAUCCUCGAUGUGAUGUGCUGGAGAGGACACCCUGUUUAUGACUGCCAGACUGACUUCAGAUUCUUCUGGCUCUCCUCAAAGAUCCAGGAGGAGGAAGGGCUGGGAGAGAAAAGCAGGAUUAAUCCAUUCAAAUUUGUGGGCCUGGAGAACUUCCCCUGCUCCUCGGACAGCCUGUGUAAGGUGCUGGCUAUGGACUUCCCAUUUGAGGCGACCAAGCAGUUCCUGGAGGAGAUCAACAAGUGGACGGGCCAGUAUAAUGUGUCCCCGCUUUCCUGGAACGUGGCUGUCAAGUUCCUCAUGGCUCGCAAGUUUGAUGUCCUGCGGGCCAUCGAGCUCUUUCACUCCUACCGGGAGACACGGCUGAAGGAGGGCAUCGUGAAGCUGAAGCCACACGAGGAGCCGCUGCGCUCGGAGCUGCUCAGCGGCAAGUUCACCAUUCUGAGUGUGCGGGACCCCUCGGGAGCCUCCAUUGCCCUCUUCACGGCCAAGCUGCACCACCCCAGCAAGAGCGUGCAGCACGUGGUGCUCCAGGCGCUCUUCUACCUGCUGGACCGAGCAGUGGAGAGCUUUGAAACCCAGAGGAACAGGCUGGUGUUCAUCUACGACAUGGCGGGCUCGCAGUACACCAACUUCGAGCUGGACCUCAGCAAGAAGAUCCUCAACCUGCUGAAGGGUGCCUUCCCAGCUCGGCUCAAGAAAGUUUUCAUCGUGGGAGCGCCCAUGUGGUUUCGCGUGCCCUACUCCAUCAUCAGCCUGCUGCUGAAGGAGAAGCUGCGGGAGCGGGUGCAGAUGGUGAAGAUGUCGGAGCUGAAGGAGCAUCUGCCUCGGGAGUGCCUCCCAGAGUACCUCGGGGGGUCCCUCAAACUGGACCCUCUGAGCUGGAACUGCCGGUUCCUGCCCCAGCAGAAUGGACACCCUGACCCCCUGGACGAGCUCAUCCUGGUGCCACUGGUGGCCCCCAAAGAUAACGGCUCCGUCCACGUCCCUGGGCCCAAGUCCCUCACCCUCCAGGAGCUGCUGGAUCACGUCAGCCACAAGCAGAAGAGGGGCAUCUACGAAGAGUACGAAGAUAUUCGGCGCAGGAGCCCGGCUGGCACCUUUGUCUGCUCUUUGGCACCCUACAACCAGGAGAAGAACCGGUACGGGGAUGUGCCCUGCCUGGACCAAACCCGUGUCAAGCUGGCGAAGCCGUACAGCCGCCCGGAGCUGACCGACUACAUCAAUGCGAGCUUCAUGGAUGGCUACAAGCAGAGGAAUGCAUACAUCGGGACUCAGGGGCCUCUGGAAAACACCUACGGUGACUUCUGGCGCAUGGUGUGGGAGCAAAACGUCCUGGUGAUCGUGAUGACAACCCGGUGA
Egretta garzetta (little egret) is the source of this 1764-nucleotide messenger RNA. RefSeq names its product protein tyrosine phosphatase non-receptor type 9 (gene PTPN9). Gene Ontology annotation, molecular function: protein tyrosine phosphatase activity. The transcript has 16 exons. Bases 13 to 1764 code for a protein of 583 amino acids. The record is from RefSeq and is a predicted model, not a curated record. Gene Ontology annotation, cellular component: cytoplasm; nucleus. NCBI's taxonomy places the organism in Eukaryota, Metazoa, Chordata, Aves, Pelecaniformes, Ardeidae. Gene Ontology annotation, biological process: protein dephosphorylation; snRNA import into nucleus.